Molecule: messenger RNA, 708 nt
Organism: Durusdinium trenchii
Lineage: Eukaryota; Dinophyceae; Suessiales; Symbiodiniaceae
Source: the annotation of a GenBank genome assembly
AUGGCCAUUGUUUGCAGCUCCUGGUGUACCAUAAAUAUGGGAACAAGUGGACGACAUGUAACCCAUGCAGGUGGUAAUGACCGAGAAUAUGUGAUCCAAGCAAACUGCAUGGCAAGUCGGAUGUGCCUGCUCGUCAUGGCAGUGGAGGUGAUGGGGGGCACGUGGGUGGUGGAGCAGCCAAGUAGUUCUCUACUUCGGUUCUAUCCUCGAGUGAUGGAUACUUUCAGCAUGUUCCGAGUGACCUGGGCAACUCGGUGGUGGAUGGGACACUACCACAGUAAAACUCCGAAGCGUCACAUUGCCUGGAGCAACUCUAAAGAGAUUGGCUUGCUGAACAUGGGGAAGCUUCGUGGCUGGCAGUACCAUUCAGAAGAGUAUCAAAAGCACAAGACUGCCACCACCACGGUCUCCAAAAACGGAAAGAAGUCCUUUCAGGGAAGGAAGAAGCAACUGAAGGCAUCUCAGACAUACCCCUACCGCUUUGGCCUGCGGAUGGUCCGAAUCCUUCCACGGCUUUUGGCCACAGGGUGCAAAGAUGUUGGGGAACCUCCUGCUGACUUUGAUGCGCUAACAUGCUUCAGGCUUCAGGAAUACGAUGACCUUUGGGAAGACGCUUGUAUGCUUGAUGUGCUAAAGUACAUCUACGGAAACAGGAGUCUGAAGAUUCCUGUGGAAUGGAGAGGGCAUUUGCUCCCUUCACAGCCUUGA